This is a messenger RNA of Sciurus carolinensis (gray squirrel), 5427 nucleotides long. Its product is annotated as zinc finger protein 574-like. Gene Ontology annotation, molecular function: DNA-binding transcription repressor activity, RNA polymerase II-specific. The coding region runs from base 667 to 4530 and encodes 1287 amino acids. Gene Ontology annotation, biological process: negative regulation of transcription by RNA polymerase II. The transcript has 15 exons. The record is from RefSeq and is a predicted model, not a curated record. NCBI's taxonomy places the organism in Eukaryota, Metazoa, Chordata, Mammalia, Rodentia, Sciuridae.
UUUAUAAAUUUGAAACUAUUACCAUUUCUCAAGUCAACUUGAGAAAGUUCAUUCUGUUCAUAAACAAUGGAGUUAAGGUUUUACCACAAUCAGACCCCAGAUUCCGUGAUAUUAGGCCACACAGGUCAAUCAGCCAUGAAAUGGGAAAUAGGGGCUAUCAAUUCAUUAGCAGGUAAGUUGCUGCUAGCAAGCUCUAGAGCCAGAAGAAUUUAUUUUAUAAAUGGAGGAAUUUAUCAUCUGUUUGGGGUGCUAAGACGUGAUUGAUGGAAAGUCGGACACAUGAUUGAUGGAAAGCAGUCGUGAGCCCAGGGCUGGGAGCCUCGCUUGGGGGAACCAUGGAGAGAGGACGGCCUCCGUCUUCCUAGAGCGGCGCUGGGCCGGCGCGGGUCGCGCUUCCGUCUUGGCGGAUUCGGCGCUCUGCGGGAGCUUGCGGUGAGCCGCCCUGGUUGCGCAACCUGGUGCCUGUCUUGGAGGUUGCGUGUUUGGGUCUCGCAGACGCUCCGCGAAGGCCCAUGAGGCCGCCCGAGCCCUGGGCCAGCCCCUGUGGUCGAGGCGCGACCGACCUUCCCGCCCCGAGAGCUGCCCCGCUGUCCUCUGGCUCGAGCUCUGCAGAUUUUUGCUUUUCCGAGACUAGAAGGCAGUGCAUGAAGCCAGGGGUCAUCGGCCAUGCUCCAGACAGUGUGGUCCCAGGAGCCAGUGACCUUUGAGGAUGUGGCCGUGUACUUCACCCAGAAUCAGUGGGCCAGCCUGGAGCCUGCGCAGAGGACUCUGUACCAGGAGGUGAUGCUGGAAAACUAUGCGAACGUAACUUCUUUGGCAGCAUUACCAUUCCCUAAACCAGAUCUGAUAUUCCAGCUGGAGCGAGGAGAAGCCCCAUGGGUCCCAGAUCCAUGGAUACCUGUUGGGGGAGAGGCCCUUGGAGGCAUGUGCACAGGUGGUAAGACCAAAUCUGAGGAUGAGGAUCCAACUCCAAAGCUGAACAUGUCGACAGAAUCAGAGUCCAACGAACCCAUAGAAGAGGGGCUACCAAUGGACAUUCCCCAGGACAGGUUAGAGAAGCCACAGCCAAGUGACACAGGGAAGAAAACAAACUCAGAGAAAGGAGAUCCCAUAGAUUUGACAGUUCAGGUUCGUAAGUCUUCCACUGUCAAAAGGAAGGAGACAGCCAGGAAAUUGAAAGGAAGCAAGAGUGUCAGUACAAAGCAGGGCCCUCCUAGGAAAGAGGUGUUGCAUAAGUGUGAUAAGUGCAACAAAUACUUCAACCCAGACUCAGACCCUCACCAGCACCAGAAAACUCACACUGACGAGAAGUCCUACAAAUGCAAAGAAUGCGGGAAAGCCUUCAAAUACAACUCAAAACUGUCACGGCAUAUGAAAAUCCACACCGGGGAGAAACCAUAUGCCUGUGAGGAAUGUGGACAUGCCUUCAGUCAAAAUUCCCACCUUCUUCAGCAUCAGAAACUCCAUGGUGGAGAGAAGCCCUAUGAAUGUGGGGACUGUGGGAAGACCUUCAGCUACAACUCGAAACUGAUCCGGCAUCAGCGAAUCCACACUGGGGAGAAGCCUUUUAAGUGUAAGGAAUGUGGGAAAGCCUUCCGGGGUAGCUAUGACUGCAUCAUCCACGAGCGAGUCCACACAGGGGAGAAGCCCUACGAAUGUAAGGAUUGUGGGAAAGGUUUCAGUUCUAAUUCAGUCCUGAUCCAGCACCAGAGAAUCCACACCGGGGAGAAGCCUUAUGAAUGCACAGAGUGUGGCAAGGCCUUCCGCCGCAGGUCAGUGUACCUGCAGCACCAGAGGUUCCACACUGGAGAGAAGCUGUACAAAUGCAACGAAUGCUGGAAGACUUUCACUUGCAGCUCCCGCUUCAUAGUGCAUCAGAGAAUCCACACUGGGGAGAGACCUUACAAGUGCCAGGAGUGUUCAAAGGCCUUCAAUCAGAAGGUCACCUUGGUUCAGCAUCAGCGAGUCCACACUGGGGAGAAGCCUUAUGAGUGUAAGGAGUGUGGGAAGGCCUUCAAGUGGAGCGCAAGUUUUCUUCAGCAUCGGAAGUUGCAUACCAGGAAGAAAACUGCUGAAGAUCCAGGGCCAUCCACGGCGGAGCCCCAGUGUCCUUCAGGCCUUGCCCCUCCCUCUCCCCAGCCAGCAAGCUCUGCCCCAUCCCAGCCGGGGCCAUCCCCUGCACCUCUUUCGCCGCUCCCCUCAUCUGAAGUGGCCAGCUCUUCACCUGCCCAAGUAGCGCCCUCCUUUCAGGAUCUUGCUACUCCUGAAAAGUCAUCCUCUCGUAGCCUGAAUCCCUUGUCUCACUCCCCGUUUUUGGCUUCUUUCAUCAGUCUGCCCCUGGGACUACUGGAGUUGAAAGAGUUUGCAGGACAUUUUGGGCUUCAGGGAAUGCGACUUCCGGCUAGUGCCGGUGGCGGCGCGCAUACUCUCGCGGGGGAGACGAGGUCUGGUCCCAAGACCUGGGCGACGGCAGUGGCCACCUUCUUUAACAGGGCUUCAGGGUUGCGGCGUCUCCCGCUUCCUGGAGCUCCGAGGCUGCGGCCAGCGUUAGCACUGGACCCCUGGAACCGUCGGCCCCGCUUGCACCCACAGCAUUUCGUCGCAAAGCUGCUAUUGGUCCAGCCGCCGUCUACCCGCUUUGCGGAAGCGGCUUCUCUUGGUCACGCAUUCCAUUCACCAGACCUGUUCUGGUGUCCCGUCAGGAGCAAGGGAAACUGCCAUGGGGUUUCCAUCCCAGGGAACCUGGGGACAGCAAGGCCCUCAAAAGUUUAUAUCCAGAUAAUUCACACUGGAAAGAAACCAUUCAAGUGUAAAGAAUGUGGGAAAGGUUUAAGCUCAGACCCAGCCUUGUUUCAGCAUCAGAGGGGCCACGCCAGAGAGAAGCCUUAUGAAUGUAAGGAGUGCCGCAGGGCCCGAAUGCACACUGGGGAGAAACCCUGUGAAUGUAAAGAGUGUGGUAAAAGAUUAAGCUCCAUCACAGCCUUGACGCAGCAUCAGCCAAUUCACCCCGGAGAGAAGCCCUUUGAAUGUAAGGAGUGUGGAAAGGCCUUCAAUCAGAAAAUAACCCUGGUACAGCACGUGCGAGUUCACACUGGUGAGAAACCUUAUGAGUGUGUGAGCCUCUUUUCUGCCCCAAAGAUCUUGCCCCGACAGCCUCCCGCGUCCGCUUCUAAGGAUUCUGCUUUCCCAACCCUGAAGACAGUACAGGGGACAUCAGCCAUGACCCAAACAGCUUGGCCUCAGGAGCCAGUGAACUUUGAGGAUGUGGCCAUAUUCUUCACCCAGAAUCAGUGGGCCAUUCUGGAUCCUGCUCAAAGGGCUCUGUACCGGGAGGUGAUGCUGGAGAAUUAUGCGAAUGUGACUUCCCUGGUAGCGUUUCCAUUCCACAAACCUGGUCUCAUCUCCCAGCUGGAAAGAGGGGAAGCGCCAUGGAGUGUUGAUCCCUGGGACACAGAGGUCCUACCAGCCAUCAGUCCUGGUGGUGAGUCCUGGAUCAAGAAUGAAGAGCCACUUAUAAAGCAGGAAGCCUCUGAAGGGACAGAGCUACACAGAAUGCCCCGGGGAGAAGGGCCCAGAAACAUUACUCAGCCUUUUGAUUUUAAAAGCAAGGCACUGAGGCAGACUUUCAGUCUAAAUCCAAAUCUGAUACUUCGAGGUGGAAUGAAGUUCUAUGAAUGCAAAGAAUGUGGGAAAAUCUUCAGAUACAACUCAAAGCUUCUUCGGCAUCAGAUGAGUCACACUGGAGAAAAGCCCUUCAAGUGUAAGGAAUGUGGCAAAGCUUUCAAGUCCAGCUACGACUGUAUUGUCCACGAGAAAAACCACAUUGGAGAGGGGCCCUACGAAUGUAAGGAGUGUGGCAAAGGUCUGAGCUCCAACACAGCCUUGACGCAGCACCAGCGGAUCCACACGGGAGAGAAGCCCUACGAGUGCAAGGAGUGUGGCAAGGCCUUCCGCCGGAGCGCAGCCUUCCUCCAGCACCAGAGGUUGCACACGGGGGAGAAGCUCUAUAAAUGUAAGGAAUGCUGGAAAACUUUCGGGUGUAGGUCACUUUUUAUUGUCCAUCAGAGAAUUCAUACUGGGGAGAAACCCUACCAGUGUAAGGAGUGUGGCAAAGCCUUCACUCAGAAAGUAGCCUCCAUUCAGCAUCAGAGAGUUCACACUGGGGAGAAGCCUUACCAAUGUAAAGUGUGUGGAAAAGCUUUCAAAUGGUAUGGAAGUUUUGUUCAGCAUCAGAAGUUGCACCCAGUGGAGAAGAAGCCCAUCAAGGCUCUUGGGCCAAACCCGAGCAGACCCCAGUGCCCCUCUCCGGCCUUCGUACCAGCUCCUGUCCAGGGGUCAUGCUCUGCUCCAACUGUGGCUGUGCCUUCAUUCGCCUUUCCACAUGCUAUGCUCAUUCCUACCUCUGGGCCUUUGUUCAUUCUGCUGCCUACAUCUGGAUUACCUUCUUCUCCCCAAAUAGUUUGUGUCUUCCAGGGUUUUCCUUCUGUGAGGCCCAACCCAGUUAUUCUGACCCCUUCUCACCCCUCAUGAGCUUUAUCUUGGCAUUCCUGUGGCUCUUAUGACCAACACAUCUCUACUGUAAUUUGAAUUUGAAUUUCAUUUGUAUUUUUCCUUUACCUUACAUGGGUUACAACUGUUUCCACAUACUCUCCCUUGUAAUCUGUAUACAUUUAAAGACUGUGUUCAUAUAAUAUAUUCUCUCUGGGUAGAAAAGGAAAUACUGAGCGUUUACCUUGGUCCCUUUCAGACUUGAACAACAGCGACUGACUGCAUCGUGGGGUUGCUGGUGUUAGAAGAACUGAGAGGUUACUUAGGUACAUUAAGGAAGUUUGGGAAAGAGGGCAUCCCUGUAUAAGUGAUUAGAGAAAAAAAAACUCAGAGAAAUAGGAAGAGGCAUGAAAGACCUGUGGAAGUAGAGAAUUGGAAUAAAUUUCCAUUCAUGGACUUUGGAAAUCAAUGCAGAUUAUUUAGUGGGCUAGUGACUAGGUAGGUCUUAAUACUUUUGAAAUUGUGUUGCCUUUUUCAUGGAUCAUUGAGGAUCCCAUACUCUAUGCAAAAGUUAAUAUGAAAUAAACAAUAAAAAUUAUGCAUUGAUAGUGGUGAUAGCAAACAUGUACAAUCUGUAAGUGUAAAAGAGAAUUUUUCCCCUUUAGUUUUUUUUUUUUUUUAAGUACUGAGACUUGAACCCAGAGAUACUUUACCACUGAGCCAUAUCUCUUAUCCUUUAAAAAUUUUUUUAUUUUAACACAGGGUCUCACUAAGUUGCUUAGGGCCUCACUAAGUUGCUGAGGCUGAUCUCUACCUUGUGAUCCUCCUACCUCAACCUCCUGAGCUGCUGGGAUUGUAGGCAUGUGCCAUUGCUCCUGGCUUCCCCUUUAGUUUUGCUCUUCAUAUGUAAAUGUUUCUCUUUAACUGUUGUUUCCUAAG